AAUUAUUGUCAAUUGUUCAUAAAACAAUAUUAAAAGAAAAAUACUAGCUCUGUUUUUAAUUGAGAUGUUAGAAGUGUAUGGCAGUAUGGCGUAUGAUGAAUGAUCCUAUGUUUCAGUUUAUAUGUAUUAUCUGUGAUCUUAUGCUAUGAUGUAUCUGUCAUAAGUUAGUUCCACAAUUAGCCACCAGAGGAUUACGCUUUAGUAAUAUAAAUACAAUGCAGUUUGCACCUGGUAAAAUAGAAGUUUUACUUGAAGGUAAUUUUAAAAAUUGUAAAAUAAAAAUACAUUCAGAUUAAAUGAUACAAUUGGAAAAUUGAUUAAGCCCUAAGAUUAAUACACCCUUGUUUUUUAAUAUAUACAUGAUAUCAGCCGUCUUACGGUUGUGGUUGCGAAGUUCAGAAAAAUAAAAAGUUGGACUUAGCAUUAAAUUAAGUGAAUUUUAUAAAUUAAUAUUUAAAAUGACAAAACUGAAUGAAUAUUAACACAAUAUUGUAAAAAGAUACAGUUUAUAAAAUAUACAGAUUAAGAAUUGUAAUUUUUUUAAGUGCAAAUAUAUUGAUAGUAUGUUUAUUAUUUGUGUGAUAUUUAAAAACAAAUACUGAAAUUGUGAUUUCAAUGCAAAAUCGUAACGCAUAUUUGAUUUGACAAUUUAUUUUUUCAUUAUGGCAACAUAGAAUAUUUUAGGAGUUGCGCGCUAAGAUUGAAUCAAAAUAAAUAGGUCGAUCAAUAGCCUGAAGAGAAGAGAAAAUCUAGAUUUAGGUCUCAUCUCUUUCGUUCGGACGGACACAGCGUCCUAACCCGAUCUGUACCUAAAUUGGUGUAUUGAUUACGUGUUUCCGUCCAUUUCGCGAGUGUCAUUCAAAUGCAGGGCAGUUUUAAGAUUCAGCUCAUAAACAUGGGGACACGGGCAGCGGCCUGUAAGUUAAAUAGUGAUGAAACGUCGCUUUACCGCUCAUAUAUUCGAUUACGCCGCAUGCAUGUCCAUUAACGCAUUUCUUUUUCAGAGGUGACUCGAUUCUCCGGCCUUAUUUAUAGAGAAAGCUUUAUGUGUGUCCCUAAUGCAGUCCACGCAGGCGUUCGAUAAUAUGCAGCUUGUUUUGGAGCCGCUGAAUCUGAAAGUCACUGCGAAGAUCCGGAGCCUGUACGACUGCCAGCUCCGGUUGAUGCACAACAUACAGCCACUACCCUCAGGCACUGAUAUCGCUAAUACUGUCAAGUACUUCUCACAGACACUUCUCAGUGUUCUGAAAGAUGUACCGAGAUCACCUUUAGAAAUGAUCCGCGAUGCGGACUGCGAUGCGGAGCGGAUGGGAUUAUAUCCCAAUUUAGAUUACAAGGGGUUAUUUAAUGCAAUCUCUCAGCUCGUCGAUUCUGCUCCACACUUACAAUAUGGAAUACAAGCGUUCGGUCAAGCUGUUCUGCAAUGCUUGGGUUGUUUGCUGCCUUUCAUGGAGUAUGAUAUGAUUGAUAAUUUGCCGUAUCUAGUGGCAUACUGUGUUGCAGUCUUCCCUGCGACAUUACACCAGGAAAUAUUAAACCUACUAUGUUACUAUAUACUCCCAUUCACCAUCACUCGUCGGUACUCGGGGUUAGAGGAAGAAAGCGAAGCGUCUCAGUCUGUUGGUGCCAUUAUAAUGAUGGUGUUCCAGCAUUCUAAUAACCCUGCUCACCACUGCCAGCUGCUGGAAUGCCUGAUGUCGAUGAAGCAGUGGGUGGUGAAGGACUUGCUGUGCGUGAUCGCGUACGGCACGUGCGGCGCCCGGGUCUCCGCCGCGAAGCUCCUCUUCUACUACUGGCCACCCUUCGACGCGAAACUCUUCGACAGGAAGGGAUUGCUUUGCAAGUUCUCCAACGACCUGGUGCCGUUCCUGUGCCAGCGCGACAUGUGCGGCAACGCGGGCGCGGCCGAGGCGGCCAAGGUGUGCUACGACCACUGCAUCAGCGUCACCUUCGCCUCCGACACGCCGCCGCCGCUCUACCUCUGCAUCGAGUGCGCCAACGAGAUACACAGGGAACACCCUAACCAACGCUUCCAUGACAUCCUACAUCCUCAGCAGCAAGUUUCCAUGGUUUGUGAGAACAAGAACUGCCGCUCAACAGAUAAGGCGGCCUACUCGAUUUGUUUCUCAAACGAGUGUGCGAGUUACAAUGGCAACCAUCCUAUCAGAUACUGCCAGCAAUGCCACGGAAAUCGACACAACAGUCGCCGUGGUGGCGACCACGUGGUGCAUACGAGACUACCACCGGCUUGGCAGAUGGAUAGUGACAUGCAGACCAAUCUUGUAGAGGCGAUUAUUAGCCUUCUGAAAGAAGCUAAACCGAUCAACAUGGAGGAUCCCGACAUAACUACCGACCAACUGAAGGCACCUCUCCAUGUCAGUCUCCCGGACCCGAUAUCCAUCGAAGACAGGCAGCUGCUCGGACGAUACGGAGUGUGGUUGAUGGUCGGGCUGUGCACCCCGAACCCCGACACCCCCGACGAGGUGCUCGGACGUCUGCUCUCGGUGCUCUUCCACUGGUUCCACGUGACGUCGUACUCCUACACCGGCGAGACGGCGAGCACGGUGGAGAAGCUGAAGGCGGAGCACGCGUGCCCGUGGCUGCGCGACAUCGCGGAGCGGCAGCGCCGCGUGCUGGUGGCGUGCCUGCUGCCGCACCCGCCGCAGCACACGCGCCAGGCCGGCCACUGGGACACGCUGGCGUCCAAGGCGCACCACCUGCGCGACGGCCUCAACCGGCUGUACUGCUUGAUCCCGUACGGGAUUAUCACUCAGUCCAUAUGGGACUUCAUCAUGCCCGCUUGGAUGGAAGCGAUAUGCUCUGACGUACCUGAAAAGGAAUUGCUAGACCUCAAAAUAGCACUGACUAAGAUCCUGGAACCGGACUGUAGUAUGGUGGGGAUGGACGAACGUAACCUGUACAACUUCGCUACUCUCAGAGUGACGGACAAACCCCGGCCGGACACGGUGUUGCCAGUACUGGAAUGGUUUCAGACGAUAUCAUUUCUGGAGGUGAAGGUCCCGCUGUCUACAUUAUUCGAUCUCUUCAGCCAUUGCGUAAUCAACUUGCCUGAGAAGAUUUGUAAACCGCCCGAAGACAACAAAACGAAAACUGAAAGCAACGAAUCACCGCCCGAAGAAAAGGCGAAAGACGACGAGACCAAACCGCAGAAUCUAACUUGCUGCAUACUUAUGCUAGAUAUUAUAUUAAAACAGAUGGAGCUGCAGCAUCAUCGUAUCAAUAUACAGACUGUCAGCAGCGAAGCGACGAAGCUACUGCGUCUGAUGUUGAAGUCUAAUCAAAUGAAUACCAUCGAACACGCGGAGUGCCGGUCGGGCGGCGCGUGCGCGUACUGCGAGGCGGCGGCGCUGUGCCACCAGCUGGCCGUGCGCCUCGUGCGCUCGCUCGUGCCGCGCGCGCCACCGCUACCGUCGCAGGCGUCCGUGGAGGAGUGGUCGGAGCCUCAGCGCGCGUCGGAGGACGAGCGCAGCCGCUCGGGCGACACGCCGGCCGCCGACGCGCCGCACGCGCUGCCGCACCCGCUGGCCGAGCGCGCCUCCGUGGGCGGCGUGCUGGUGCACAUGCCGCAUUUUGUUCAUUUCAUGCAACUGUCACUAAUAAGCGACGUCGGCUCGGACGCCACACUGACUAAAUCGUCAGGCGAUACGCAAAUAAUGACGGCGACGGUGGAGACGAUCACGGAGCAGCUGGACAUGGCGGUGUCGCUGCCGCCGCCCGAGCAGCCGCCCGUGGCCACCGCGCACUCCGUCACGCUCACCGACACCGACGUGGCCACCGCCACGGCCAACGUGUCAACGCCAAACCUGUUAGGUGAUCACGAAGGUGAAUCGGUAGAAGAGGAUAUGACAAAUUUUUGGCCCACGUCAGCUGGAAAGUUUCACUUUUGCAUUGAGGAGUUACCUCAAGAGCUGCAGUACAUACAUCAAUUACUGCAGGAGUUAAAAAAUACUAAGCGGCCCGACGUCCUGUAUCACCUGCUGCAGUGUCUGCAAGUUCUCGUGUUGAACACCGAUGCGCUCGCUGAGCACAAAGGAUUUUUAAUAUGGUGUCAGGAAAAUCUACUUAUUGACAACCUGUGGAACGUGUGCGACGCGGCACAGUCGCACAUCAGCUCGGUGGCCGUGCCCGUGCUGCUGCACUGCGUGACGCUGGCGGGCGGCGCCGACGUGUUCUGUGCGCUCGUGCGGGACGCCUUCCACCACCCCGACCCCACCAAACGCUUCACCGCCGUCGAAAGGGUCACCAUGCUCAUCAGGUUCAUGGACGGCUCUCCCAUAAAGUCAAGUCUGCCGCUUCAAACUGCGUUGGCCACUGCGUUCUGCUACCUCAUCUCCAGUAUGGACGACAUCAGCGUGUACGUCGCGCAGCGCGCCACGCUUUACAUCGGCACCAUACACGAUAACGCCAUCGAUCUGCUGCUCUACUGCCUGGAGACGCAGUUCGACUUGGUCGUGGUCGACCGGCCCAUGAUCCUGCAGUCCGUCUACCAGCUGCACAACACCCUCAGCGACCGACGCAUCCUCACCUGGGAGUUCUUCCUGAACCGGUUCGAGGCGCUGUUCCUGGAGGCGCAGAUCAACUCGAACCGGAGCGCCGAGGCGGCGAACGGGCGAGGUGAGUGGCGACGGGAGCGUGGGCGGCGCGCGGCGGGCGUGCGGGGCGCGGCGCGCUCGCUGGCGGCGUCGUUCGGCGCCAAGUGGCCGUACAAGCGCACCGUGUCCGCGCCCGCCGCCGUGCCGCCGCCCGCGCGCGCCCGCGGCGGCGAGCGCGACAAGGUCUACGCGCGCCAGUACUCGGCGCCGCUGCUCAAGCGCAAGACGUCGCGCUUCGGCCUGGGCCUGGGCCUGCUGCCGCACGCGCCGCCGCACGCGCCGCCGCCCGCGCCGCCGCACGCUCCAGAUGGGAUUCAUUCUCUUUCCGGGCGAUCAGAAGAAACCCUGACAACGGUUGUACCCAAAGCAGCCGACCUAGAGGAGGCUGAUAAGGAAACCACUAAUCUGUUGGUCUUCCUAUUGAUGCAGUUCUUGUCAAGAUCGGAUCAAGCUCAUCCAACUGAAGACAAAACGAUUCAGAAGACCCAGGAAUUAGUUUUACGGCAUCUGUUCUUGUUGCUUGGAUAUAAUUCCGUGGAAAAGUAUUUUACAAUAUCGCCGCAUACGCUUCGGCUGUCUUCAAUAUUCAACGCGUUUAUGGCGAAUCUGCCUCAAGUGUUGGAUCAGAACCACGUGAUGGGGGCCAGCAUCGCUGAGCCCACGCUGAUGUUAUUGCAGCACUGCGCGCGGCCGGCCGUGGCGGCGGGGGGCGCGGGGGGCGCGGGCGGCGCGGGCGGCGCGGGCGCGCACUCGCUGGCGGCGCUGGAGCCGCACGUGCGCCGCCACUGGCUCAUGGCGCUGCUCGUGCUGCUCUACAAGUACCACUACAGCAACGGUCCGCUGUGCACGCUGAUGGGCUCGCUGGUGCGCUGCGUGCUGCAGUCCGUGGAGGCGCAGCACCACCAGUGUAAGCGCAUCCCGCCGGUGCUGCUGCUGCCGCAGCACCAGCAGCACCAGCCGCAGCAGCACCAGCAGCCGUUUCCCCAGCACUCGCACACCGUGCCUCAUCGUGCGAGGGAGAAUCGCGAGCCGGUGCCGAAGACCGAAGACGCGACUACGAAGUCCCCGGCGCACUGGCCAGACCCGCCUGAACCUCCUAAAUACCAGCAGUGGAGUCUGGAGCAGGAGUCGUCCGAGAGCGAGCUGAUCGCCAUCCCGGAGACCAGUGACAAGUCGGACACCACUGUGCACGGGAGCACUGCACCUGGUUCGUUUGACGAGCCGUCGCACUACGAAGACCCGCCCAACGUGUGUCACGCACAGGCAGUCGUAUCUCCCUACCCGACUAUCAGUAGAGUCCAGCCUGCUGUUGGGUCGAGGUCAGCUCAACAGCUUUCAACUAGCUCGUCGGUCUCCAUCGGCAGUGACUCUUCAAAUUUGAAAUCGACGCCAAUGAGCGGGCAUUCGGUGGAGAUAUGGCCGGAUCAGUUUCACCAGAACUCUCCGAGGACUAGGUUGCUCGGCAAACAGAAGAGGAUCGUAGUGGGCAGCAGCACGUCGCCCGACACGGCGGCGUCCUCCAACGGGGACGCGCUGCACGCGCCGCCCGCGCCCCCCGCGCCCCCCGCGCACCACGCGCUGCUCCGGAGCCCCGGCGUGGCGUACGCGUCGCCCGAGUCGCCGCUGUCGAAGAUGGAGCUGGGGUGGAGCGCGCCGCCCCCCCACGCGCACGUGCACUCGCUGUCGCACGCGCACGCGCACGCCCACGCGCACGCGCACAUACACGCCUUCCACAUGGCGCCGCCCGCGCCGGAGAGACUUCUGCCCAUCGGCCCUAAGCCUAACAAGGAACAGUACCCAGUAUUCAACGCGCUCGUAGACAGAGUGAGAGAGGCCCUCAAUGUUCCUGACGUGUUUUCAGAUGAUUCCACGGAGCGGACGGACUCCAGCGACCACGAACCCCGACCCGCCGAGCCGCGCGAGCAGCCGCGCUCCCCGCGGCGCCUGUCCCGCCAGGCGGCGCAGCUGGGCUCCCCGCCCGCGCCGCGCCCGCUGUCCACCGUGUCCGUCGGUACGGCGCGCCUCCUCCCUCGGGAGACUUCGACUUUGUUUCAAAUCUUUUUGAAUUUCUACAGCGGGCAGGGCUGGUGGGCGGGCACGCGCCGCGCCGCGCGCCGCGCCGCGCACGCGCACGCCGACGCGCGCCGCCCCGACCACACGCUGCGCUACCGCUGUGGCGAGUGCGGGGGUGCCAUGGAGCAGUACAGCGACGAGGAGUUGGGCCUGUGUGUGAUCGUGCUGGCCACCUUCGUGCGACGGGAGCCUGCUGCUGCCGCUGCGCUGCUGCCGGCGCUACUGCACAGCGUCACGCGAGUGGUGCAGCUGGGCAGCUACUCGUGGCAGGCGGAGAGCAGCACCCGCCUGCCGGGCAGCGCCGUGUUCGUGGCGCACCAGUUCCUGCGCUGUGUGCUGCACCAGCUCGCCCCCAACAACGUGUUCCUGCAGCUCUUCCUGCAGCGGACACCCGAGAAGCAGAGGCAAAUGUUCUUCAAGAGCGUGGCACAAGCGUUCGUGGACUUCAACGAGCUGUACCCGUGCGGCCCGCUACAGCUGCUCAUCGAGCAUCUCAACUCGAAAAAGACCCUGCCCAUCGACCAAAUGGGCGUCAUCGCGGGCAACAUGGCCAUGUACCUGGAGUGCCUGGCGCCCGAGGCGCUGGGCCCGCUCAGCGCCUGCAGCGCGCUGCUGGCGGCGCUCGAGGCGCUGCUGCGCGCCGUGGCGCUGCAGCUGCCGCAGCUGGACGACGCGCUGCCGCUGCUGCGCGUGUGCGCCGCCGCGCUGCGCGUGCCUGCCGCCACCCACCACAAGAGCCUGCUGGAGCCGAUGUCGAAGAUCGUGAGCUACGCGAUCCAGAACUUCACGGUGCGGCUGUCCGUGGUGAGCGAGGUGAGCGCCGGCUGCAUCCGGGCCUUCGCGCGCGACCGCGACAAGCUGCUGCUGUGCCGCGUGCUGGUCUACGAGCUGCUGCACGCGCUGCGCACCAAGACCACCGUGCCCGACGACAACCUGUUCAUCCUGCUGCAGUUCGUGCUGCAGGGGCACGGCGCGACGCUGCUGCUGCCGCCGCAGCUGCAGGCGGGCGAGCUGCUGGCGGGCGGGGCCGACGCGCGCGAGCUGGCCGGCGGGCCCGUCGACUGCAUGCGCCCGCAUCUGCCUGACAUGCUGGAGCUGCUGCACGACCCGCACCUGCUAAACAAGAUUAAGGGUUCGGUCUCGAAGUCGAUAGUGAAUCGCAACCUCAUCUGUCUGAACGAGGACACGCUGGGCGCCAUCGUGAAGGGCGGCAUCGCGCAGUACGUGGCCAUGGAGCUGGCGCUGGAGCAGAGUCGCGGCAAGCAGGACCGCGGCCCGGCCCGGCACGUGCUGCCGUGGCUGGCCACGUCCUUGCCGGGGUCGCGUGACGUGAACGAGUGCGUGGGGCGGGUGCGGCAGGUGUCGUGGGUGGUGCUGGGGGCGCUCAGCAACGCUCGUCACCACCCGCUGCAGCUGCCCGUGCCGCUCGACGCCACGUGCCACCUCACCGACCUCAUACAGAGCAUCAUGUCGUCGUACGUGGAGUCCGGCGCGGAGAGCUCGCAGCGCAUGAGCGCGCUGUGCGCCGCCUUCGUGCUGUGCCAGCUGUGGACGCUGUACGCGCAGCGCGCCAACGCGCACGACCUGCUGCUGCACUUCUGGUGCAAGCUGGUGCCCACGCUGGCGCAGCUCACGCACGCCUCGCGACUGCUGGCCGAAACGGUGAACCUGCACUUCCUCAGCCUCCUGGAGUCUCUGCUGGAGUGCAACUCGACCGUCCUCAACAAGCUGCUCCCGCUGUGGGCGCCCAUCCUGCACUCGCCGCUGUUCACCAUGCCGCGGCACGUGCAGAGCCGGCUGCAGUGCUGCGGCGAGCUGCGGCCGGCGCGCGCGAGCGGCGCGCUGGAGCACCGGCGCCUGUACCGCCUGCUGGCGCGCCUGGCGCAGCUGGAGCUGCAGCCGCACUCCUUCUACUUUAUAUGAGCGCCCCUGCACUGUUAUCGUAGGAGAUAUUGAUAUAUUAAAUUCAUUUAAAACAUUGUU
This is a messenger RNA of Vanessa atalanta (red admiral), 8669 nucleotides long. It is a transcript of the gene unc79, whose product is annotated as protein unc-79 homolog. Lineage: Eukaryota; Metazoa; Arthropoda; Insecta; Lepidoptera; Nymphalidae. The coding region runs from base 1059 to 8609 and encodes 2516 amino acids. The record is from RefSeq and is a predicted model, not a curated record. Gene Ontology annotation, molecular function: protein binding. The transcript is spliced from 56 exons.